CGACAGCGUUGCAUCACCGGUCGGGUUAAAUUUCAAAUUCAGUCUCUCAAUUCGAUCCUCUGAGAUCCCUAAUGGGAAGAAUUUCCUCAGCCGUAGAAAUCCCUGAACGCCGUCGCCCACUCAGCCACCGCGAGGAUGGCCGCUCUUCUCCCGAUUCCCGCUACCAUCGGCGCAACGUUAGUUACAGCCGGAGCCGGAGCCCCAGCCUUAACCGCCACCACCGCCGUAGCCCCAGCCCUCGCCCUAAUCGGGACCGCCGCCGUAGCCCUAGCCCUAACCGUGACCGGCGCCGUAUCCCCAGCCCUAACCGCGUCCUCCGCCGUAGCUUCAGCCGAAGUAGGAGCCGGAGUGGAAGCCCCAUAAGAAACGGACAAAACAGGAACUUCCGUUCUUCUCCGGAUUACUCGUACCCUGUUCACGGAGAAAACCAAAUUUCUGUCGACCAAAAGAAAUUCAAUUUUGAUAAUAGAAAACAACCCUACCUCGACCGAGAUAGUAGGAACGGACAAUUCCCUGAGCCUGAGUCUGAUGAAGAAUUAAAGGGUCUUCCUUAUGAAGAAUAUCGCAGGCUCAAGCGUCAGAAAUUGAGAAAAUUGAUGAGGAACAGUAUUUGGAAUUGCACCCCUAGCCCCCCUAGGGAUCCAAAUGAAAAUUCGGAUGCGGAGCUGGACGAGGAUCUUGUUGCCGAAGAGGAAAAACAGACCAAGGUGUUGAAAGCUGUGGCGAAAAAAUCGAAAAAGAGCGACUCUGAGUCCGAGAGUGAGGAGUCUGAAUCUGAGUCAGAUGAUUCUAGGUCGAAGAGGGGCAGGAAAUCUGGCUCUAGGAAGAAGAAGAGUAGGAGAGCGAAAUCAGUUUCGGAGAGUGAAAGUGUAUCUGAGCAAUCGAGUGAUGAAGAUUCGGAGGAAGAUAGGAAGAGGAAAAAGAAGGGUGGAAAAAAGAGUAGGAAAGGAAGGAGUAGCAAACGCAGUAGUAGGAGAAAGAGAAGCAGCAGGAAGAAGAGCUUAACCAGCGAAAGCGAGAGCGCAAGUGAUGAUUCCGAAACAAGUGCUGGUGCAAAGUCGAAGCAGCGGAAACACAGGUCAUCUUCAAGGUCGAAAAAGGGCAAGAAAAAGAGAGAAGUCGACAGCGAGAAUUCUGAUUCAAACGGGAGUGCUUCUGAUCAAGAAGCUGGUGGAAAGGAGUUGGUCCACAAGGCAGAUGAGGUCAAGGUUAACGAUGAAAUGGAUGAUGAGCUACUCAUCUUUAAAGAAAUGAUGGAACUACGAAAGAAAUCCAACAACUUGGAGGAGGAGCAAGUGGUCGGUCCAAUGCCGCUGCCGAGGGCAGAAGGACAUAUCAGCUAUGGUGGUGCACUCAGGCCCGGUGAGGGUGACGCUAUUGCGCAGUAUGUUCAGCAAGGGAAGCGUAUCCCACGUAGAGGAGAAGUGGGUCUUUCAGCAGAGGAGAUUUCGAAGUUCGAGACACUUGGUUAUGUUAUGAGUGGUAGUAGGCAUCAGAGGAUGAAUGCCAUUCGUAUCAGAAAAGAGAACCAGGUUUACAGUGCUGAGGACAAACGGGCUUUGGCUAUGUUUAACUACGAGGAGAAGGCGAAGCGCGAGCAGAAGGUUAUGGCUGAUUUGCAGAGGCUGGUGCAGCGGCAUAUUGGGCAGGAUACUGGUCCUUCUCAUGAUCCGUUCGGUGGAAGGGCUGUCGAGGGGGCUGAUGAUUGAUUCUGCGUACUACUGUUGCUGUAUGCGUAUCUCUACUUUAUCCCUUUUAGGAUAUUCCUUUUUUCUGCUUUAUGAUGAUGUAUAAGUAUGCCAUGUUGUUGUGAUGGAUGCAUUUCGUGACAAUUAUUAUGCAGAAAUUGUGCUAAAGCUUUCGGAUUUUGAUUUUUCUUUUGAAAUCUUUUCUUUAAGUAAUGAUAUAGUGGAGAACGCCCUCAUUGGAAUUA
Erythranthe guttata (spotted monkey flower) is the source of this 1933-nucleotide messenger RNA. Its product is annotated as Ras-induced vulval development antagonist protein. Gene Ontology annotation, molecular function: chromatin binding. The record is from RefSeq and is a predicted model, not a curated record. Gene Ontology annotation, biological process: regulation of gene expression. Gene Ontology annotation, cellular component: nucleus. NCBI's taxonomy places the organism in Eukaryota, Viridiplantae, Streptophyta, Magnoliopsida, Lamiales, Phrymaceae.